ACAUAUCUUGAUAACGAAUAAUUCUUUAAUGGUAGGGUAUAAACUAAUCGAUAAGACAAGAUGUAAAUACAAAAUAACACAUUUAAACGAAAGAAGAAAGAAUUGUAGAGCAGGAAAAGAAAAUGACAACAAUCACUGUAAUAAAUUAUCCAUGAGCAAAAGGAAUUGAAGCAUUACUUCAAAAUGGGUACUUCAAAUUCAAACGAAAGGAAGCAAGACGGACCACCAUUGAAAAAUGCACCAAAACCGUCGGUGAUAUUUACCAGUGAACAUCAAUUUGGAAAAGCAAGCACUCUGAAGACUAAACAAAUAAAGAAAGACGUUAUUGCUGCCAUUGAAAUUGGAUAUACACAUUCAGGAUAUGUAUUUUGUUUGGGUAAAAAGUUUGCGUUGGAGGGAGGAGGUCUGUAUUGUCCGAACUGGGAAGCAAGAGACAAAGGAGUAGUUACCUUCAAAACCUCCACUGCGAUUUUAUUGCGACCAAACAAAUCUAUCCAUAGUAUAGGUUACGAAGCAGAGGAACAUGUUAGCAGAAUUCAAGGUGAAUCAGAUUCUGGAAAAUGGUUCUUUUUCAAAAACUUCAUGAUAGAAUUUAACAAUCUCAAGGGUUCAGCUUAUGAAGAUUUCAAGAUAAAAGAUUUUUGCCAAGAAAAUGUUACAAUGAAAGCAGUGGAUGUGAUAUCUGGCUUCAUUAAGCAAAUGAAAGACAAACUGAUCAUUGAACUAGCAAGACGACAAUUAGGGUACACCGACAAUGAUAUAAAGUGGAUAUUAACAACACCUGGGUCUUUGGAACCCUCACAACUCAAAAUUAUGAACACCGCCGGUAUAAAGGCUGGUAUUAAACCAGAUCAGUUAACUUUUGUACAGGGACCCGAAGCCGAGCUAAAGUAUCAUCGAACAUUUACAAGUUCACCAUCUACAUUUGGCGAAGAACAGAUUGCGCCACUGCCACAAAACUUCAGAUCGCUAUUAGUACAUUUAGGAGGUGUAGCUAUUGACUUGACUGUGGUAGUGGUGAAUGAAGAGACAACAAAUAUCAUUGAGGAAAUUUUCAAUACAAAUGAAAGCGCAAAACAAGAGUUUAUUAGAUUUUUAAUACGAUUAUUUGGAGGGGACGUUUUGACGUAUUUAAAAGAUAAACAUCCAUUGCAGUACGCUGAAUUUCUAGAUAAUUUUGAAAAGAAACUGAAAUAUUUCGAGUCUGAUAAACAAGUGACUAUUCGUGUUCCUCCUAGAUGGUACGAUGCAUAUACAGUAUGCACAGGUAGCACACUGACUAAUACAAUAAAACAAACAGCAUUCAACAAAUCAGUGUCAUUUCAGAAUGAUAAAAUAAGGAUGAGUCCAGAGUUAUUUAGAAAGUUUUACGAAAAUGCUACAGAAUUUACUACUGAAAUGGUAGAAAAGACUUUAGCAAAGCAUUCAGCGACAGGAAUUGGCUUUCUAUUUCUAGCAGGUGAUCAUGUAGACGACAUGUUUGUAACUAAAUUAAAGAAACAAUAUCCGGGUCAUAGGAUUAUUGUUUCUAAGAAUCCAGAACUUGCUGUUCUGAAAGGAGCUGUUUUGUGUGAGAUAGUAGAAUAA
Mytilus trossulus (common blue mussel) is the source of this 1587-nucleotide messenger RNA. RefSeq names its product heat shock 70 kDa protein 12A-like. The transcript is spliced from 7 exons. The record is from RefSeq and is a predicted model, not a curated record. The coding region runs from base 184 to 1587 and encodes 467 amino acids. NCBI's taxonomy places the organism in Eukaryota, Metazoa, Mollusca, Bivalvia, Mytilida, Mytilidae.